Messenger RNA from Lotus japonicus, 570 nucleotides. RefSeq lists its product as uncharacterized. The transcript has 5 exons. Lineage: Eukaryota; Viridiplantae; Streptophyta; Magnoliopsida; Fabales; Fabaceae. The record is from RefSeq and is a predicted model, not a curated record. The coding region runs from base 1 to 570 and encodes 189 amino acids.
AUGGCUAUCGACAAUCUUGCCACCAUCGAUGCUUCAAAGGAGAACUGGUCUAUUGUUAGAAAGGGUUGUAAGAUUCAUUCUUCGGUUAGGAAGACUCUUAUAUACCGAUUCCAAUCUUUGCUAAGUGAAGAACAUGUAUAUCAGAUUUCGUCCUUUGGUGUUGGUGAAAGCGGUCGUGAUUUCCGUCCAACCUCGUAUCCAUUCAAGAUUAACUUUGAUAUUCAUACAUUUGUGCGCUUGGUUCCCAACAAGUCUAUCAACUUAAGCCCUUACAAUUUUGUGCCAAUAUCUGAUAUAAUGUUUGAGGACCUUGAUACGUCUUUUCUUAUAGAUGUGAUUGGAAUUCUCACUGGUGCAAGUGGUGAACAAGAGUUUGAGAAAGAUGGUACAAAGCAGAAAAUAAUUACUAUUAAACUUGAACAAGAUGGAUUGGAUAUCGGGAAGCAAGUUGGAAAUAUAACAAACACCCAGUGUACCCAGGGUGCUAGGAAUGCCCAAGAGUCAUUGGCAAAAUCUGAGGAGGAUUUUGAUCACUCCUUUCGAAUGGGUUUGGAUUUUGAUGAGGUGUGA